UAAUCAAACCCACAGCGUUGAGAGAAGCCAUAGAUCUCAAAGCCUUUCCGUAGCAGAGAUCUUUUUGGGCAGAAAUAUAGAAAGUGGAAAAAACAAAGUGAGAGAAAAGAAAGUUCUGGUCUUGGGUUGUAGUACUCCUCUCUUAUUAAUUUCCACUACUUUGUCUGUUUGCCUUUCUUGUUUGAUCCUACACUCGUAUCUCCGAAUUGGAACCUAUUACUUUUUGCCUUUCAGUCAGAAACCGAUCAAGGAUAAACAAAAACUUCUUUGUCAUCCUUAUCUUUACAAAAAGAUAAGGAAAGGUGGAGAUUGUGAUAGAGAUAAGGAAAGAUUUGAAAUACAGAGAAAGAAAAUUUGAGGAAAUGGGUACUGGUUGGAGAAGAGCAUUUUGUACAACGAUCCAUCGUGACCAAGAUAGUGUAAUCAAAGAGAAACAACAAACAAGCCCAAGUUCUAGUCCCAGCCCGAGAAGUUGUACCAGACUGGGGUUUUUCUCCGGUGGAAGCAAUCCCAUCACUCCUCGUCUCCAUUCUCAACCAGUCUCAAGCCCAAGCUUGCGUUGCAGGACCCCUGCGGCAUCAUUAUCUACAAAUGAGAGUCCUAGACUCCAGUCCAAAAUCACCGCCAAUGAAACCAAGAGUUUGGGUUCAAACCCAAGUUCUCCUCGAUCUCCCCUCAAAUUGUCAUUCUUCAAGAACAGCUUCAAAUUCAGGAGUAGCUGUGGAAUCUGCUUGAAUAGGCUGAAAACGGGACAAGGCAUGGCGAUAUACACAGCAGAGUGUGCACACGCGUUUCACUUCCCCUGCAUAGCAGACUACGUUCGUAAGAACGGUAAACUAGUUUGCCCGGUCUGUAAUGCCACUUGGAAAGACGUUCCUCUGCUCGCUAUCCACAAGAACCUCCAAGGUGAUGCUCAGCAGGAGCAAAACGACGCCGUCAAUCCCCUGCCAGCCAAACCAAACACCAAUUCCAUGAAUAUUCAGCCCCAGAUUGAGGAGAAGAGAGUAAUCGAGUCUUCACCAAGAGCAGUCAAAACCUCCAAACGUGAAUCACGACAGUUGUCUCCCAAAUUAUCCGAUUCAAGAUCAUAUGAUGACGACGAGCCAUUGUUGUCUCCAACCGCCGGUGGCAAAUUCAAUCCGAUUCCCGAAGCCGAUGAGAAUGCCGAAGAUGAUGAAACAGAGGACGUCGAAGAAUUUCAAGGAUUCUUCGUGAAUACAAAUCCAAUUCCGACUCCAAAUCCUCCAGAAAUUUCUUUCAAAUCUGACGAGUUGCCAAACAGCGGCAAAGAUUCUGGUAAUGUUCAGGUGAUAGUGUUACCAGAAUCCGCCGUGGUAUCCGCCGGUCGCGGCUACGAGACUUAUGCAGUGGCUCUGAGAGUGAAGGCACCGCGACCUCUUUCACUGUCGCACAGCUCCAAUACGGCGCUGUUUUUGGAUCCAUCUCUUCGCGCGGCUAUAGACUUGGUUACAGUGCUUGAUGUGAGUGAUAGCAUGACCGGCGCGAAGUUGCAAAUGCUGAAGCGAGCCAUGCGAUUGGUUAUUGCUUCUCUCGGUUCGACGGACCGGCUUUCUAUCGUGGCUUUCUCAGCUAGUCCAAAGAGGUUAUUGCCUCUGAGAAGAAUGACGGCUCCAGUUCAGCGUGAUGCUCGGCGCAUCGUUGACCGGCUUAUCUGCGGUCAAGGGACCAGCUUCGGAGAGGCUUUGAAGAAAGCAACCAAAAUUCUCGAAGAUAGGAGGGAAAGGAAUCCAGUGGCUAGCGUCUUGUUGUUCUCAGAUGGUCAGGAUGAGCGGGUCCAGACCAACACAAGCCAUCAACGGCAAAUAUACAGCCACGUGUUUUCGACCCGGUUUGCUCAUAUUGAAAUCCCUGUCCGCGAGUCCGGGUUUGGGCGAAGUGGCGGUUAUGGCCGGGAAACGGCUGAGGGCACGUUGGCCAAGUGCGUGGGUAAUUUGCUAAACGUCGUCGUGCAGGACUUGAGGAUUCAGUUAAACUUCGCUUCUGGCUCAGCGCCAGCAGAGAUCUCGGCCGUUUAUUCAUUGAACGGACGGCCCACGGUGCUCAGCUCCGCUUCUGUGCGGCUUGGCGACCUUUACGCCGAGGAAGAGAGGGAUCUCUUGGUGGAAAUGAGGGUCCCAUGCUCAGCUGUUGGGGCCCACCACGUAAUGUCAGUUCGCUGCCUUUACAAGUCCGCCGCGACUCAAGAGGUUGUGUGCGGAAGAGAUCAGGCUCUAUUAGUUCCACGGCCCCACGCAGGUAGAUCAUCGGGGCCGAAAAUCGAACGGCUGAGGAACUUGUUCAUCUCAACGAGGGCCGUCGCGGAGGGUCGGAAGUUAGCCGAAUACGGAGAUAUAACGAGUGCGUAUCACUUAUUGGCUUCGUCUCGGGCUUUGCUGUUGCAAUCGAGUUCAAUUCCCGUUGAUGAGUAUGCGAGGAAUAUAGAGAGUGAGUUGGCGGAGCUAAACAGGCACAGACAGCAGCAGAUGGAGGACCAAAGGCAACAGAUGAUGCAGCGGCGGAGAGUGAUGGAUAAGGACAUGACGGUAGUGAUGGAAGAGAAUGGAGAGCCACUGACUCCUGGGUCGGCUUGGAGAGCGGCUGAGAGGCUGGCUAAAGUAGCCAUGAUGAAGAAGUCACUUAAUAAAGUCAGCGAUUUGCACGGCUUCGAAAACGCUAGAUUUUAAUUUGUUGUUUAUAGUUAUAAUUGUUCAGGAUAAACACAUUUCAGGCCCUUUUUCUUUCCUUCCUAGGGUAUGUUGCCUACAAAAAGUUGGGAAUUGGCCUAUUCUAUAGGAUAUGUACGCCAGAAUGAUUUGGUUUUGGAACAUUUGCUAGCAGCAAAAUGAUGAAUGAAUCAUUGUUAUGAUAUUUGCUUUGA
Molecule: messenger RNA, 2878 nt
Organism: Tripterygium wilfordii
Lineage: Eukaryota; Viridiplantae; Streptophyta; Magnoliopsida; Celastrales; Celastraceae
Product: E3 ubiquitin-protein ligase WAV3-like
Exons: 2
Coding region: 363-2684 (773 amino acids)
Source: RefSeq, a predicted model, not a curated record